GUGUCUGGGCAGCGAUCUCUUCUGCUGUUUGGAUGCAGCUCUCUUCUCCCCUCCUCCUUUGUUAGUCCCCAGGUCUGCCGUCUCUGCGGGGGGCAUGUAUGCGAGUUCUCUUACUGAUUGCCAGAAAUUUCUUUUCCACGGUGUGGGCAGGAGACAGAUUUUUUUUUUUUAAUUGUCUCUCUUCUCUUUUAUUUAUUUUGUUCUCCGUUUCUGUCCCUCACCUCCGCCUGCCUUCCUUCCCAGUCCCUUCUGUGGAUUCCUCCUUCCUCCUUCAAUUUCACCAUCUCUCCGCCCGCGUCUUCGCCCUCCCUCCCCCACCUCUUUGCUCUUUUAAAAUAAUUCGAUGAUGUAUCGGGAAUACUAGCACACCCUCUUCAUUCAGCUGAGCGCGGGACUCUGCAUUAAUUCAAGAGCAAUGUUCUGUGAUGGUGCCGGAGAUGCGUGGACUGAGCCCAGACCGCAGGCUGCCCGAGCCCGCCCCCUGCCCGGCUGCGGGGAGCCCUGAGCCCGGGGCCGUGGGCCACCGCCGCCGCCACGUGCUGGCCCUGCCGGAGGAGGAGGCAUGGCGGCCUCAGCAGUGCACCCUGCUCGAGGCCGAGGCCUCGGACGAGGUGGGCAUGCUGCCGGCCUCCCCGCGUGCCGCCUCCGGCUUCGACAACUACUUCCCGGUGCAGGAGGGCGAGGGCCCGGGCUGGGAGGGCGCCGUGGCGCUGGAGGCGGGCUGCGGCCCCUUCCUCCCGGUGAGCCCCGAGGUCAUGAAGCGGCGGCGCGGGGGCCUCAUCGAGCAGCGCGACAUCAUCAAGGCCCACGAGGCGCACAAGAUGCAGAGCACCCCGCAGGCCCGGCGCAAGGAAUGGGAGAUGGCUCGCUUCGGGGAGGCGGUGGUCGCCAGGCCGGGGUCGGGCGAUGGAGACUCGGACCAGAGCAGGAACCGGCAAGGAACCCCCGUGCCGGCCUCGGGGCAGGCAGCCGCCUACAAGCAGACGAAAGCGCAGAGGGCGCGGACUAUGGCUUUGUACAACCCCAUUCCCGUCCGGCAGAACUGUUUCACCGUCAACAGAUCCCUGUUCAUCUUCGGAGAAGAAAACAUUGUCAGGAAAUAUGCCAAGAAGCUCAUCGAUUGGCCGCCGUUUGAGUACAUGAUUCUGGCUACCAUCAUCGCCAACUGCAUAGUCCUCGCUCUGGAGCAGCAUCUUCCUGAGGACGACAAGACCCCCAUGUCCCGAAGGCUGGAGAAGACAGAACCUUAUUUUAUUGGGAUAUUUUGCUUUGAAGCUGGGAUCAAAAUUGUGGCCCUGGGAUUCAUCUUCCAUAAGGGCUCGUACCUCCGCAAUGGCUGGAAUGUCAUGGACUUCAUUGUGGUCCUCAGUGGCAUCCUGGCCACUGCGGGAACCCACUUCAACACUCAUGUGGACCUGAGGACCCUCCGGGCUGUGCGUGUCCUGCGGCCCUUGAAGCUCGUGUCAGGGAUACCUAGCCUGCAGAUUGUGUUGAAGUCCAUCAUGAAGGCCAUGGUACCUCUUCUGCAGAUUGGCCUUCUGCUCUUCUUUGCCAUCCUGAUGUUCGCUAUCAUUGGCCUGGAGUUCUACAGUGGGAAGUUACACCGGGCGUGCUUCAUGAACAAUUCAGGUAUUCUGGAAGGAUUUGACCCCCCUCACCCAUGUGGCGUGCAGGGCUGCCCCGCUGGUUAUGAAUGCAAGGACUGGAUCGGCCCCAAUGAUGGGAUCACCCAGUUUGAUAACAUCCUCUUUGCUGUGCUGACUGUCUUCCAGUGCAUCACCAUGGAAGGGUGGACCACCGUGCUGUACAAUACCAAUGAUGCCUUAGGAGCCACCUGGAAUUGGCUGUACUUCAUCCCCCUCAUCAUCAUUGGAUCCUUCUUUGUUCUCAACCUAGUCCUGGGCGUGCUUUCCGGGGAAUUUGCCAAAGAGAGAGAGAGAGUGGAGAACCGAAGGGCUUUCAUGAAGCUGCGGCGCCAGCAGCAGAUUGAGCGCGAGCUGAAUGGCUACCGGGCCUGGAUAGACAAAGCAGAGGAAGUCAUGCUCGCUGAAGAAAAUAAAAAUGCUGGAACAUCCGCCUUAGAAGUGCUUCGAAGGGCAACCAUCAAAAGGAGCCGGACAGAGGCCAUGACCCGAGACUCCAGUGAUGAGCACUGUGUUGAUAUCUCCUCUGUGGGCACACCUCUGGCUCGAGCCAGUAUCAAAAGUGCAAAGGUAGAUGGGGUCUCUUAUUUCCGGCACAAGGAAAGGCUUCUUCGCAUCUCCAUUCGCCACAUGGUUAAAUCCCAGGUGUUUUACUGGAUUGUCCUGAGCCUUGUGGCACUCAACACUGCCUGUGUGGCCAUCGUUCAUCACAACCAGCCCCAGUGGCUCACCCACCUCCUCUACUAUGCAGAAUUUCUGUUUCUGGGACUCUUCCUCUUGGAGAUGUCCCUGAAGAUGUAUGGCAUGGGGCCUCGCCUUUAUUUUCACUCUUCAUUCAACUGCUUUGAUUUUGGGGUCACAGUGGGCAGUAUAUUUGAAGUGGUCUGGGCAAUCUUCAGACCUGGUACAUCUUUUGGAAUCAGUGUCUUGCGAGCCCUCCGGCUUCUAAGAAUAUUUAAAAUAACCAAGUAUUGGGCUUCCCUACGGAAUUUGGUGGUCUCCUUGAUGAGCUCAAUGAAGUCUAUCAUCAGUUUACUUUUCCUCCUCUUCCUCUUCAUCGUUGUCUUUGCUCUCCUGGGAAUGCAGUUAUUUGGAGGCAGGUUUAACUUUAAUGAUGGGACUCCUUCAGCAAACUUUGACACCUUCCCUGCAGCCAUCAUGACCGUGUUCCAGAUCCUGACGGGUGAGGACUGGAAUGAGGUGAUGUACAAUGGAAUCCGCUCCCAGGGCGGGGUCAGCUCAGGCAUGUGGUCUGCCAUCUACUUCAUUGUGCUCACCUUGUUUGGCAACUACACGCUACUGAAUGUGUUCUUGGCUAUCGCUGUGGAUAAUCUGGCCAAUGCCCAGGAGCUGACCAAGGAUGAACAGGAGGAAGAAGAGGCCUUCAACCAGAAACAUGCACUGCAGAAGGCCAAGGAGGUCAGCCCGAUGUCUGCACCCAACAUGCCUUCGAUCGAAAGAGACAGAAGGAGAAGACACCACAUGUCGAUGUGGGAGCCACGCAGCAGCCACCUGAGGGAGCGGAGGCGCCGGCACCACAUGUCGGUGUGGGAGCAGCGCACCAGCCAGCUGAGGAAGCACAUGCAGAUGUCCAGCCAGGAGGCCCUCAACAGGGAGGAGGUGUCAUCCAUGAACCCGCUCAACCCGCUUAGCCCCCUCAACCCACUCAACGCUCACCCCAGCCUUUAUCGGAGACCCAGGGCCAUCGAGGGCCUGGCCCUGGGCCUAGCACUGGAGAAGUUCGAUGAGGAGCGCAUCAGCCGUGGCGGGUCCCUCAAGGGGGAGGGUGGGGACCGAUCCGGUGCCCUGGACAACCAGAGGACCCCCUUGUCCCUGGGCCAGCGGGAGCUGCCGUGGCUGGCCAGGUCCUGUCAUGGGAACUGUGACCCGACUCAGCAGGAGGCUGGAGGAGGAGAGGCUGUGGUGACCUUUGAGGACCGGGCCAGGCACAGGCAGAGCCAGCGGCGUAGCCGGCAUCGCCGCGUCAGGACGGAAGGCAAGGAGUCCUCCUCGGCCUCCCGGAGCAGGUCUGCCAGCCAGGAACGCAGUCUAGAUGAAGCCGUGCCCACUGAAGGGGAGAAGGACCAUGAGCUCAGGGGCAACCAUGGUGCCAAGGAGCCGACGAUACAAGAAGAGAGAGGCCAGGACUUGAGGAGGACUAACAGUCUAAUGUUGUCCAGGGGCUCCAGGCUGGCAGGAGCCCUUGAUGAGGCAAACACCCCCCUAGUCCCGCCCCAUCCUGAGCUGGAAGUGGGGAAGGACGCGGUGCUGACGGAGCAGGAGGCUGAAGGCAGCAGUGAGCAGGCCCUGCUGGGGGAUGUGCAGCUAGACAUGGGCCGGGUCAUCAGCCACAGCGAGCCCGACCUCUCCUGCAUCACGGCCAACACGGACAAGGCCACCACCGACAGCACCAGUGUCACCGUCGCCAUCCCCGACGUGGGCCCCUUGGUGGACUCAACCGUGGUGCACAUUAGCAACAAGACGGAUGGGGAAGCCAGUCCCUUGAAGGAGGCAGAGAUCAGAGAGGAUGAGGAGGAGGUGGAGAACAAGAAGCAGAAGAAGGAGAAACGUGAGACAGGCAAAGCCAUGGUGCCCCACAGCUCAAUGUUCAUCUUCAGCACCACCAACCCCAUCCGGAGGGCCUGCCACUAUAUCGUGAACCUGCGCUACUUCGAGAUGUGCAUCCUCCUGGUGAUCGCGGCCAGCAGCAUCGCCCUGGCGGCAGAGGACCCCGUCCUGACAAACUCGGAGCGCAACAAAGUCCUGAGGUAUUUUGACUAUGUGUUCACGGGCGUGUUCACCUUUGAGAUGGUUAUAAAGAUGAUAGACCAAGGCUUGAUCCUGCAGGAUGGGUCCUACUUCCGAGACCUGUGGAACAUUCUGGACUUUGUGGUGGUAGUUGGCGCAUUGGUGGCCUUUGCUCUGGCGAACGCUUUGGGAACCAACAAAGGACGGGACAUCAAGACCAUCAAGUCUCUGCGGGUGCUCCGGGUUCUAAGGCCACUGAAAACCAUCAAGCGCUUGCCCAAGCUCAAGGCCGUCUUCGACUGCGUGGUGACCUCCUUGAAGAAUGUCUUCAACAUACUCAUUGUCUACAAGCUCUUCAUGUUCAUCUUUGCUGUCAUCGCAGUUCAGCUCUUCAAGGGAAAGUUCUUUUAUUGCACAGACAGUUCCAAGGACACAGAGAAGGAGUGCAUAGGCAACUAUGUAGAUCAUGAGAAAAAUAAGAUGGAGGUGAAGGGCCGGGAAUGGAAGCGCCACGAAUUCCACUAUGACAACAUUAUCUGGGCCCUGCUGACCCUCUUCACCGUCUCCACAGGGGAAGGAUGGCCUCAAGUUCUGCAGCACUCCGUAGAUGUGACAGAGGAAGACCGAGGCCCAAGCCGCAGCAACCGCAUGGAGAUGUCGAUCUUUUAUGUGGUCUACUUCGUGGUCUUCCCUUUCUUCUUUGUCAAUAUCUUUGUGGCUCUCAUCAUCAUCACCUUCCAGGAGCAAGGGGAUAAGAUGAUGGAGGAGUGCAGCCUGGAGAAGAACGAGAGGGCGUGCAUUGACUUCGCCAUCAGUGCCAAACCUCUCACCCGCUACAUGCCGCAGAACAGGCACACCUUCCAGUACCGCGUGUGGCACUUUGUGGUGUCCCCGUCCUUCGAGUACACCAUUAUGGCCAUGAUCGCUUUGAACACCGUCGUGCUGAUGAUGAAGUAUUACUCUGCUCCUUGUACCUAUGAGCUGGCGCUGAAGUACCUGAAUAUUGCCUUCACCAUGGUGUUUUCCCUGGAAUGCGUCCUGAAGGUCAUCGCUUUUGGCUUUUUGAACUAUUUCCGAGACACCUGGAAUAUCUUUGACUUCAUCACCGUGAUUGGCAGUAUCACAGAAAUUAUCCUGACAGACAGCAAGCUGGUGAACACCAGUGGCUUCAAUAUGAGUUUUCUGAAGCUCUUCCGAGCUGCCCGCCUCAUAAAGCUCCUGCGUCAGGGCUAUACCAUACGCAUUUUGCUGUGGACCUUUGUGCAGUCCUUUAAGGCCCUCCCUUACGUCUGCCUUUUAAUUGCCAUGCUUUUCUUCAUUUAUGCCAUCAUUGGGAUGCAGGUAUUUGGAAACAUAAAAUUAGAUGAGGAGAGUCACAUCAACCGGCACAACAACUUCCGGAGUUUCUUUGGGUCCCUAAUGCUGCUGUUCAGGAGUGCCACAGGUGAGGCCUGGCAGGAGAUCAUGCUGUCCUGCCUCGGGGAGAAGGGCUGUGAGCCAGACACCACCGCACCAUCAGGGCAGAAUGAGAACGAGCGCUGUGGCACCGAUCUGGCCUACGUGUACUUUGUCUCCUUCAUCUUCUUCUGCUCCUUCUUGAUGCUCAACCUGUUCGUGGCCGUCAUCAUGGACAACUUUGAGUACCUGACUCGGGACUCCUCCAUCCUGGGGCCUCACCACUUGGACGAGUUCGUCCGUGUCUGGGCAGAAUAUGACCGAGCAGCAUGCGGCAGGAUCCCGUAUAAGGAUAUGUACAAAUUAGUGCGGGUGAUCUCGCCUCCUCUGGGCCUGGGAGAGAACUGCCCCUACAGGGUGGCUUGCAAGAGGCUGGUCCUGAUGAACAUGCCAGUAGCUGAGGACAUGACGGUACACUUCACCUCCACGCUUAUGGCUCUGAUCCGGACAGCUCUGGACAUUAAAAUUGCCAAAGGUGGUGCAGACAGGCAGCAGCUAGACUCGGAGCUACAAAAGGAGACCCUAGCCAUCUGGCCCCACCUAUCCCAGAAGAUGCUGGAUCUGCUUGUGCCCAUGCCCAAAGCCUCUGACCUGACUGUGGGCAAAAUCUAUGCAGCAAUGAUGAUCAUGGACUACUAUAAGCAGAGUAAGGUGAAGAAGCAGAGGCAGCAGCUGGAGGAACAGAAAAAUGCCCCCAUGUUCCAGCGCAUGGAGCCCUCAUCUCUGCCUCAGGAGAUUAUUGCUAAUGCCAAAGCCCUGCCUUACCUCCAGCAGGACCCCGUUUCAGGCCUGAGUGGCCGGACUGGAUAUCCUUCGAUGAGUCCACUCUCUCCACAGGAGAUAUUCCAGUUGGCUUGUAUGGACCCUGCUGAUGAUGGACAGUUCCAGGAACAGCAGUCUCUGGAGCCAGAGGUUAGUGAAUUAAAAAGCGUGCAGCCCUCUAACCGUGGCAUCUACCUUCCUUCGGAUACCCAGGAGCAUGCGGGAUCUGGGAGGGCAUCUUCUAUGCCACGUCUGACUGUGGAUCCCCAGGUGGUGACAGACCCUAGCUCCAUGAGACGUUCAUUUUCCACUAUUCGGGAUAAGCGUUCAAAUUCCUCGUGGUUGGAGGAAUUUUCCAUGGAGCGAAGCAGUGAAAAUACCUACAAGUCCCGUCGCCGGAGUUACCACUCCUCCCUGCGGCUGUCAGCCCACCGUCUGAACUCUGAUUCAGGCCACAAGUCUGACACUCACCGCUCAGGGGGCAGGGAGAGGGGACGAUCGAAAGAGCGAAAGCAUCUUCUCUCUCCUGAUGUCUCCCGCUGCAAUUCAGAGGAGCGAGGGACCCAGGCUGACUGGGAGUCCCCAGAGCGCCGUCAAUCCAGGUCACCCAGUGAGGGCAGGUCACAGACGCCCAACCGACAGGGCACAGGUUCCCUAAGUGAGAGCUCCAUCCCCUCUGUCUCUGACACCAGCACCCCAAGAAGAAGUCGUCGGCAGCUCCCGCCCGUCCCCCCAAAGCCCCGGCCCCUCCUUUCCUACAGCUCCCUGAUUCGACAUGCGGGCAGCAUCUCUCCGCCUGCUGAUGGAAGCCAGGAGGGCUCCCCACUAACCUCCCAAGCCCUGGAGAGCAACAGCGCUUGCCUGACCGAGUCUUCCAACUCCCCGCACCCCCAGCAGGGCCAACACAUCUCCCCACAGCGCUACAUCUCCGAGCCCUACUUGGCCCAGCAUGAAGACUCCCACGCCUCAGACUGUGGCGAGGAGGAGACGCUCACUUUUGAAGCAGCUGUGGCUACUAGCCUGGGCCGUUCCAACACCAUCGGCUCUGCCCCACCCCUGCGGCACAGCUGGCAGAUGCCCAACGGGCACUAUCGGCGGCGGAGGCGUGGGGGGCCUGGGCCAGGCAUGAUGUGUGGGGCUGUCAACAACCUGCUGAGUGACACGGAAGAAGAUGACAAAUGCUAGAGGCUGCUCCCCCCUCCGAUGCAUGCUCUUCUGUCACAUGGAGAAAACCAAGACAGAAUUGGGAAGCCAGUGCGGCCCGGGGGGGAGGAAGAGGGAAAAGGAAGAUGGAAGGGACACCGUGCAUUAUCAGAGAAGAGGAAGUAAAGGACAAUCGGAACACCAGUCAAACCCACCAAAUUGCUUUAUUCCCCUUUGCAAGAUGGGCACUGCCAUAGUUCUGCCUCUUUGCUGGGGAAAGAAAACACAGGAGCGUGGAGGGUUAUUCCUGUGGAAGAAGGGACACGAGGAUGGCUUUGCUUCCCUUUGCCCCUUCCCACUCUUCUAAAAGCCGUGGAGGGAUUGAGCUGGCCUACGUCUACACUCAGUGCCCUGAGAAGCCCGGAAGACUUUCUGGCUCUUAACUGGGGAGUAGUGGAGACCAUAGGAGACGACUCUCCUCCCUCGCCAGCUCUUACGCCUCACCCAGCACCACUGCCACCGGGGCAACGGCAGCAGCAUCUCAUGCAUUGCCCUGUGGCUUGCUUCUGCCAGGGCGGCACAGGCUAAGUCAGGAACAUCGGAUGCCAGGGAGGGAGGAGAAAGCUGAAGCGAAAAGGGUCAGGGUGCUGAGGCAACAGCAGCAAGGGCUGGUCUGGGUGAGAAAAGCCACAGCCCGGCAGCCCCUACCAUGAGGGAGACGGUCAGAGAAACAGAACUGGUGGUGCUGGGGGCAUAGCACCCCAUCCCUGAGGCCUGUCACCCACACAGCAGGUGCCGAGUGUUAGGACAGGUCAGGAAGUCCCUCAGGGUCCACAGGGUGCCUGAGGCUCUGGUAAGGGUGAAGGUAAAAGUAUUGAACAACCGCUCUGGCAUCAGUGCAAGUGGAGUUUGGUCCUAGCGCUGGAUCCC
Messenger RNA from Cebus imitator (Panamanian white-faced capuchin), 8681 nucleotides. It is a transcript of the gene CACNA1E, whose product is annotated as calcium voltage-gated channel subunit alpha1 E. Gene Ontology annotation, biological process: chemical synaptic transmission; calcium ion import across plasma membrane. Gene Ontology annotation, molecular function: high voltage-gated calcium channel activity; calcium ion binding. Lineage: Eukaryota; Metazoa; Chordata; Mammalia; Primates; Cebidae. Gene Ontology annotation, cellular component: voltage-gated calcium channel complex; membrane; neuronal cell body. The coding region runs from base 426 to 7793 and encodes 2455 amino acids. The transcript is spliced from 50 exons. The record is from RefSeq and is a predicted model, not a curated record.